GGCCUCGGGAGCCCCAGGGCGGCCGGGCCCGGAUCCCGGGGGAGCCUCGCGAGCCCGGGCCGGAGCCUCGGCGUGUGCAUCCCCGGCAGGGCCCGGGCUGCAGGAGCACAGAGCAGCCGGGCCUCGCGGAGCUCAGAGCGCGCCUGACCCGGGGCGCACCGUGGGACUCGGGCGCGGGGCUGGCGGAGAGCUGCCCCGCGGGGCUCACAGCAGCGGAGUGGCCUACAGGGGCCCUCCCCCGGAGGGGCCGGGCCGGGCCGGGGAGAUGAACGGUUUCAGCACCGAGGAGGACAGCCGCGAAGGGCCCCCUGCCGCCCCCGCCGCCGCCCCGGGCUACGGCCAGAGCUGCUGCCUCAUCGCGGACGGCGAGCGCUGCGUCCGGCCCGCGGGCAACGCCUCCUUCAGCAAGAGGGUGCAGAAGAGCAUCUCGCAGAAGAAACUCAAGCUGGACAUCGACAAGAGCGUAAGGCACCUGUACAUCUGCGACUUCCAUAAAAAUUUCAUCCAGAGCGUCCGAAAUAAACGGAAGAGGAAGACAAGUGAUGAUGGCGGAGAUUCCCCUGAGCAUGAUGCUGACAUUCCUGAGGUUGAUCUGUUCCAGCUGCAGGUGAACACUCUCCGACGCUACAAACGGCACUACAAGCUGCAGACCAGACCCGGCUUCAACAAGGCCCAGCUAGCAGAAACUGUGAGCCGACACUUCAGGAACAUCCCAGUGAAUGAGAAAGAGACGCUCGCCUACUUCAUCUACAUGGUGAAGAGUAACAGGAGCAGACUGGACCAGAAAUCGGAGGGCAGCAAGCAGCUGGAGUGAGGCACCGGCGGCCGGAGGAGGAGGAGGCCUUGGUGAGAGGACAGCAGUGAGAUGCUUGGAGACAGGUGGUGUCUGCACAUCUCAGCCCAUAAGGACUGUUCACGUCUACUGUAAAUAAAGUUUGAAUGAUGGAUACUGUAAA
Messenger RNA from Peromyscus eremicus (cactus mouse), 956 nucleotides. RefSeq names its product SAP30 like (gene Sap30l). Bases 266 to 814 code for a protein of 182 amino acids. Gene Ontology annotation, cellular component: histone deacetylase complex. NCBI's taxonomy places the organism in Eukaryota, Metazoa, Chordata, Mammalia, Rodentia, Cricetidae. The record is from RefSeq and is a predicted model, not a curated record. Gene Ontology annotation, biological process: regulation of DNA-templated transcription. Gene Ontology annotation, molecular function: transcription coregulator activity; protein binding. The transcript has 4 exons.